Molecule: messenger RNA, 7870 nt
Organism: Jaculus jaculus (lesser Egyptian jerboa)
Lineage: Eukaryota; Metazoa; Chordata; Mammalia; Rodentia; Dipodidae
Gene: Arid5b
Product: AT-rich interaction domain 5B
Exons: 10
Coding region: 423-3995 (1190 amino acids)
Biological process (GO): regulation of transcription by RNA polymerase II
Cellular component (GO): nucleus
Molecular function (GO): transcription cis-regulatory region binding
Source: RefSeq, a predicted model, not a curated record
AAAUUCUCACAAGAGGCUACCCUUAAUCUAGGGCAUCAGGAAAGAGACAUCUUUCUUCUUUACACAGAUUUACAGCGAAAGGAAAAAUUUAAAACCCUGAUUGUCUAUUUUCUGCCCGGAUCCAUCUCCUUCCCGCCGACAUCGGACGCAUCCUCUCUCCUGAUCCGGAUUUUGAUCCACCCACAUUCGGAAAGAAACCCACCUGAUUUUGACAGGAUCCGAAAAUCGAGUCGUCAGAGAAAUAUUAGGAUCUAUUUUCAAUCAUUUUGGUGCCGAGGGGGAGGAGAGAGCUGAGUUUUAUAUUGAGGCAUUGCUCCGGCUGGAGGUAGAGAAUGCUUUCCCCUGCCAGGACCUGAUGCAAUCCAUUCAAGCCAACAAGUUUGGAGAGAGAAUGUUGAGUUCAAUCAAUUCAGAACGGCGAGAUGGAGCCCAACUCAGUCCAGUGGGUCGGCUCACCGUGUGGCUUACACGGACCUUACAUUUUCUACAAGGCUUUUCAAUUCCACCUUGAAGGCAAACCAAGAAUUUUGUCCCUCGGCGACUUUUUCUUUGUAAGAUGUACGCCGAAGGAUCCGAUUUGCAUAGCGGAGCUCCAGCUGCUGUGGGAAGAAAGGACCAGCCGGCAACUUUUAUCCAGCUCCAAACUUUAUUUCCUCCCUGAAGACACUCCCCAGGGCAGAAAUAGCGACCAUGGCGAGGAUGAAGUCAUUGCUGUUUCCGAGAAGGUGAUCGUCAAGCUUGAAGACCUGGUCCAAUGGGUUCGUUCCGAUUUCUCCAAGUGGAGAUGCGGCCUCCGUGCUGGGCCCGUGGAGGCCGAGGCUCUGGGGAGGAAUGGGCAGAAAGAAGCCCUGCUAAGGUACAGGCAGUCCACGCUGAACAGCGGCCUCAACUUCAGAGACGUCCUCAAGGAAAAGGCUGACCUCGGGGAGGAUGAGGAAGAGCCCAAUGUGAUCGUGCUCAGCUACCCUCAGUACUGCCGGUACCGCUCUAUGUUGAAACGCAUCCAGGAUAAACCAUCGUCUAUCCUAACGGACCAGUUUGCAUUAGCCUUGGGGGGCAUCGCGGUGGUUAGCAGGAACCCCCAGAUCUUGUACUGUCGGGAUACCUUUGAUCACCCUACGCUCAUAGAAAAUGAGAGCAUAUGUGAUGAAUUUGCGCCAAAUCUCAAAGGCAGACCACGCAAAAAGAAACCGUGCCCACAGAGAAGAGACUCCUUCAGUGGUGCUAAGGAUUCCAACAAUAAUUGCGAUGGCAAAGCCGUUGCCAAGGUGAAAUGUGAGGCCAGGUCAGCCUUGACCAAGUCUAAGAAUAACCACAGUAACUGUAAAAAAGUCUCAAAUGAAGAGAAACCAAAGCUGGCCAUUGGAGAAGACUGCAGGGCAGACGAGCAGGCCUUCUUGGUAGCACUUUACAAAUACAUGAAAGAGAGGAAAACGCCCAUUGAGCGGAUCCCCUACUUAGGUUUCAAGCAGAUUAACCUUUGGACUAUGUUUCAAGCUGCUCAAAAGCUGGGAGGAUAUGAAACAAUAACAGCCCGCCGCCAAUGGAAGCAUAUUUAUGACGAGCUAGGUGGGAAUCCUGGGAGCACCAGCGCCGCCACCUGCACCCGCAGACAUUACGAAAGAUUAAUCCUACCAUAUGAAAGGUUUAUUAAAGGGGAAGAGGAUAAGCCCUUGCCUCCAAUCAAACCUCGGAAACAGGAGAACAGUUCCCAGGAAAAUGAGAGCAAAACAAAAGUAUCAGGAAGCAAACGCAUCAAACAUGAGAUACCUAAGAACAAGAAAGAAAAAGAGAAUGCCCCAAGGCCCCAGGAUGCAUCUGAGGUUUCAUCAGAGCAAGAGAAGGAGCAAGAGACCUUAAGCCAGAAAAGCGUCCCAGAACCACUCCCGGCUUCAGAGGUGAAGAAAAAUACAGAAGUGUACCAGGACACUGCAGCGAGGACCCUGGCGUCCCGAGCAGACCCAGAAAAGGACAGUGAAACUGACCAAGGUCCCGCCGGUGACCAGGAAGCCGAGGAGGCGGGGGAGAAGGGCCCCGCACCUCCACUCCCCAGCACUCCUCUGGUGCCCGACAGGGAUUCAGCUGCCACCCCUGGGGCUAGCAAGCAGUCCCUCGCCUCUCCUGCCAGUGCUGUGAUAGACUCAAAGCAAGAAGCCAAACCCUGCCGUUCCACAGAGAGCCCCGAAGACGCCCUGCAGGACGCACCGUCCUUCCCCACCAUCCCCACCACGCAGCCACCACUGGCCGGCCACAGCGAAACGGAGGGGGACAAGUUACCGGCCAUGGCUGACUACAUCGCCAACUGCACUGUGAAGGUGGACCAGCUGGGCAGUGAGGACAUCCACACAGCUCUCAAGCAGAACCCAAAGGUCUUGGUGGUCCAGUCGUUUGACGUGUUCAAAGAUAAGGACCUGACCGGGCCCAUGAAUGAGAACCACGGACUUAAUUACACACCCUUGCUCUACUCCCGGGGCAACCCUGGGAUCAUGUCCCCACUGGCCAAGAAGAAGCUGUUGUCCCAAGUGAGUGGCACCGGCCUCUCCAGCAGCUAUCCGUACGGCUCCCCACCCCCUCUGAUCAGCAAGAAGAAACUCAUUGUCCGGGAUGACCUGUGUUCGAGUUUGUCCCAGACCCACCAUGGCCAGAGCUCUGACCAUAUGGCGGUCAGCCGGCCAUCCGUGAUCCAGCAUGUCCAGAGCUUCAAAAGCAAAUCUUCGGAGGACAGAAAGAGCAUCAGUGACAUUUUUAAGCAUGACAAGCUGAGUCGAUCGGAUGCCCACCGCUGCAGCUUUUCCAAGCAUCACCUCAGCAGCCUGGCCGACUCUUAUGUCCUGAAGCCAGACGCUCAGGAGGGCAAGGAUAGACUGUUAGAGAAGAGAGCGAUCCCUCACUCCCACAUGCCAAGCUUGCUGACAGACUUCUACUCCUCCCCGCACCUGCACAGCCUCUACCGACACACCGAACACCAUCUUCACAAUGAGCACACGUCCAAGUUCUCACCAAGGGACAUGUACCGGGAAUCGGAGAGCAGUGUCUUUCCCUCCCACAAACACCCCGAGAAGAUCCAUGUCAACUAUCUCGCAUCGCUGCACCUGCAGGACAAGAAGGUGGCCUCGGCAGAACCCCCUACUGAUGACCAACCAACCGAUCUGAGCCUCCCAAAAAACCCACACAAGCCCACCGGCAAGGUCCUUGGCUUGGCCCACUCAGCCCCGGGCUCCCAGGAGAGCAAAGGCAGCUCCCACUUCCAAGUGGUCAGCAGCCAGAGUCGAGACUGUCACCCCAAAGCCUGCCGGGUAUCACCUAUGACCAUGUCAGCCCCUAAAAGUUACACAGAAUCACUUGCGAGGGCAGGAAAGCCUCACCACGUGAGACUGGAGAAUUUCAGGAAGAUGGAGGGCAUGGUCCACCCCAUCCUGCACCGGAAGAUGAGCCCCCAGAACAUUGGUGCCGCGAGGCCCAUAAAGCGUAGCCUGGAGGACCUGGACCUCGUGAUAGCCGGGAAGAAGGCCCGGGCUGUGUCUCCCCUGGACCCAUCCAAGGACAUCUCUGGGAAGGAAAAGGCCACCGAGCAGGAGAGCGAGGGAGGCAAGGCGGCCUACAGUGGGCAUUCUGGGGGUGGACCAGAAGGCCACAAGGUUCCUCUGUCCUCCCCCAUCUUCCCAGGUUUGUAUUCUGGGAGCCUGUGUAACUCGGGCCUCAACUCCAGGCUCCCUGCCGGCUACUCCCACUCUCUCCAGUACUUGAAGAACCAGACUGUACUGUCUCCGCUCAUGCAGCCCCUGGCUUUCCACUCGCUCGUGAUGCAACGUGGGAUCUUCACAUCGCCAGCAAAUUCUCAGCAGCUGUACAGACACUUGGCCGCGGCCACCCCCGUAGGAAGCUCGUACGGGGACCUUUUGCACAAUGGCAUUUACCCUUUAGCUGCUAUAAAUCCUCAGGCUGCAUUUCCAACUUCCCAGCUCUCCUCCGUACACCCCAGUACAAAACUGUAAGUCCGAGCCCAGCUCUGCCCAGCGACAGGAACGCACGGCCAGUGGACCAUCCCUUUGACCCUGGAGGGAUGGCUUGCAGAGCUAGGAGCCAGUAUUCCUUCUCAUCUGGGGGCACGAUUCACCCCAGCCAUAGAGGUUGAGAAGCAAGGUGAAUAGGCCUAUUUUUCUGGGACAGCGGUGGCCUGGCUGGCCAGUCUUGUCCCCUCCUCCAACGUGGCUGUCCUGGUACGUCCAGGUCACUUGCUUUGCGUAUUGGUCUUGUGAGUGGGAUCUGCAUCUCUCCAGGAGCAACUUAGUAGACUUCCAGCUGAAUUUGGAUGUCAAGAAACAAUGUGGACAAGAUGGAGGGGCUGGCUUUUCAAAGGAAGGUCCAGGAGAGAUCGGCCAGCGUAGCCAAGGGAAGCCCCUCGUCAUAAAACUCUCCGAGUUCAAUCAAUGCAAUGUACAGUGGAAUUUCAAGAAUCUUUCAUUUUGACACUAUCUCUCAAAAAAUCCAGAGAAGUAAACACUGUUAAACUGUAUAUAGCUGCUUCUUAAAGCUACCCACAUCACUGUUUCCUCACCUAAUUUAUAUACAGGUGGUUCUGUUUUCUCUUUGUUCCUUCCAGUCCCCCCUGCCUCACCUCUUUUUUAAUUAAACAGUAUCGCUUCUGUUUGCAGGCCCUCUGUUUUUGUUUUUGUUGCUGUUGUUUUGUUUUUGUUUUCAAGGCUGACUGAGGUCCUAGUUGUUGAUGUGUGUGUCAUUUUUCCACAUCUUACCAUUUUGAGCAGCUUUGGGUGGUCAAGUUACUGUUUACAAAUUGAAGCAAACGGAUUGGCGUGGAGCAGAGGAAGAAGGAGGAGUGCAGCCGCGUUCUUGCAGCGCAGCGGCUCAUUCCUCAGAAACAGCAAAGCUGAGAGUGCUUAGAUACUGGCCAGAUGCUUUGCUUUGAAGUUUUGGGUUAUGUGAAAAUACGGAGCACUGCCCACCUUGUCCAGGCUGUGAGAACCAGCCCCAUGUGCCACAGAAGACCCAAGCCUCACUGUCAGCAAGCUAUGGCAGGAGCUAGAGGACAUACUUGUGGAUUGCACAGAUAUUUCAGGAAUUUCAGAAAUUAGAACAAGAGGUAGAGUGGCAUUGGUGUUGGCACUGUGUCCUUUAUGGUCGGGGAAGUGGGCUGGGGAAGCACGGAGCUCAACCGCCCAGCCGAGGAGGAAUGGCCGAAGACCUGACCACCAGCCUGGGACUGUGGAGUGGCAGGCCACUGCUGUCUCCAUCACCUGGUUCGUUGAGUUUCCUAAGAAGAGAUUCCUAGGUUGCAUCUUUGGGAAUAUCUGAAUUACCCAUUUCAAAACCAAGUCAUCUGCUCUGGGUUUGGGGGGUAUAUGCCCAUGCCCAGUGCUUGUAAUGGAGUUUUUGACCACCUGUUAGCUCCUGUCUGCUUUCAGAUUUCUUUUAUUGUUGGAAGGGAAUGACCAAGAUGCUGGGGCAGGCCUCAGUUGUGGAGAGUGCCAACUGUCACUCUUGCCCCUGUACUCUCACCCUUCCCGAGAGAUGUGGCAUCAGGGUGGACGUGUCUAAGAACACCAAGUCCACCAACAGUGUGGAUUUGCUAACCCGGCCCCACCACCCCUGCCAAAGGCUGCUUUAAUGAAUUCCCCAGCCCACGCCCCCUCCCCUAACUCUACCAGUAAACUUUAAAACCAGAGUUAACCAAGUCUUUUACCUCUGACAUAUUUAAGUCUAUGGGAAAAAAUGAUGACCGUUUUCAACUUCUAAAUAUGUAACUCUACUGCAAAAUAAUCCAAACCAGUGACAGUGAAACUGCGGCUCUUACGCAAAGCCAUGCAUGCCGUUCGUUUGUACUGCAAUGUCGCCAUGAGAUGAAGCCAAAUAUUCCAUGUAACAUACUUAAUAUCCAAAGGUGGAAAUAAAAGAAUGUGGAGGUCCAGUGUUAAGAGUUCCAUUUGCUUCAAUUAAUUAUUUACCUUCCUGUGGAAUAAUAUAUAAAUAUAUAUUUAAUAGAACCAUAGCUAGAUGAAUAGAAUUUAGAUCAUCCAAUGUGCAUGCAAGGGCAUCCUGCUACUUGCACAAGAAUGAGGGGAAAAUAAAACAAUGUCAGUUCCAGCCAGCAAAGAUGCUGGCCUGAACACACAUAGAAGAAAGUUGCACUAAAUUAAAUGGUCACAGAAUCAGAACGACGUAUGUGGGAGAUAAUGAGCCUGGUGAUUCUAUAGAAGGCAUGGGCUGGAUCACACGUGAUUUCAUGAGAACAAGUUUGUCUCUCAGAGAAAAUGGGGGCCCAUCUGUCCCCACAGGAGCUCGCCUGUCCACUUGCAAUGUGGGGCAUUUGCUUUCCCCAGUGCAUUCAUUUCAGUCUGGUUUCAUCACAGCACAGUUCGAACACGUGACUUUCAAACACCGUUCACAUAGCCUAGCUUUUGUUUGUCUCACGUCUUCUGAGAAUAGAUUCGCCCGUUACUACUUGAGGAAGUUUCGACCCUCGGCAAAACAUCAGGACAAAUAAAAGAGACAUGGGAGUGGGGUACAUCCUCAACAGAAGCAGUAUGUUGUUUGCUUGAAAACUCUCAACAGAGAUCUUGGAAAUUUUUCAGAAAGACCAUUGAGUUCUCCAUUGGCUGAAAACUGGUUAUAAACAGUCUUAAAUAGGACUUUGUUUGCAUUGCUUGAGUUCAAGGGGCCUUAUUAUUGAAUGACAUUGCACAAGCCUUUGUGCAAUCAAACCAUUGUGACUGGUCUUUCUGUAAAGGAAACUGCAGAGUCUAAUUGUCACUAGAGUCAUAAAUCUAUUUCCUGAGUGUGGCUUCCAAGAAAUGUUGCAAUUCAGAAUGCACUCAGUCUGUGAUUUAUUGGAGAUUUUGGAGAUUUCAAAUAUUUUUUAAAAUAAUAAAACAAAACUUUCCAUGCAACUUCUGAUUUGACUUUUAGCAACUCAACUUCAAAUUUAAGUAACACAAUAAAGUAAAACAAAAUGAGAACCAAGUUUUAGACCUAAGUAGUCUCUCAGUAAAUGAUUCAACCUUGUAAUAUUUGCCACAGGACUGACUUAUUUAUUUUCUAGCUAAAAGCUCUUAAGUUCACUUGCUUAUCAGGGCACAUACAGAAGGAUUUGUUCAAACUCAGUGUUGCCGUCACAACUCUCUGACCUGGUGCAUGAAUUCUCAAGUACUGUAUCUCACUGUGUUGGUGUGUCUGAUGGAAAUUUCGAAGUGGUCCCACACACACAAAAAAAAAUAUUUUAUGUAGUGUGCCUUCAAAGAGAACCAUUUAUUUCUCUUCACUUGUUGUCCCACAAAGUCACAUUUGGUGGUGGUCAACCAAGUCCCAUCUGGUCCAGUUUGACUCUUGUCCUGAGUUUCAAAAGAAAUGGGAGUGAUUUCGCCCUGGUGAGACCCACACCAUUGGAGUGAUGAUGUUGCGCACUUAAACUCCAGUGUUGGCUGUUGAUGUAUUUGAUAUUCUGCUUGUCUCCCCAUGGUUGAAAUGUCUGAAGAAUAACAGCAUAGUCUCUUGGCUGUUUAUACUUUUUUAAAAUUUCCUGUGUUGUAAAUAUUGUAUACUUUUCGGUGAUUCCGGCUAUGUAACCUCUAUGCUCUGUAAGGUGAUUAUUUGUAUAUAGUAACAUGGCCCAGUGAUGUUAUAUAGUUGCCCAAUGGAGAGGUUAUUGAGUAACCUUUGCGAUAGUUUAAACACUACCGGGAGAAUGCUGAGCCAACUAUAAACACUCGAUUUUGUAUGUUUUCCAAAUUGUACUUAUUACUGCUUUUGAUACUGUAUUACGUGCCAAUAGUUUCCCAAUCACAUAGCAGGCAAGAGAUAUUUUGUACUUUUUGAUCCACUGUAAUAUUUAAUAAAAAAUGUUACUAUCUGUUUC